AUGGAGUCUUUCACGCGAAACGCAACGGGAAAAGAUGCAAUUCUGGCAUUUACGUCAAACAGGUCGAGAUUAUUCACUUUGGAUGAAAAUGCCCUGGCGGACUGGCAGACUUUACUCGGCAAGCGAAAAUACGGGGCCGAAUCCCAAAACCCCACCACGAAAGUUUUGCUGAUCGUCGCCUAUUCUGUCAUUAUUGUCAUAUCGCUCUUCGGCAAUUCCCUCGUUUGCCACGUUGUCAUCAAGAACAAAAAACAGGCGCGCUCCGUAACUAGUUUGUUUAUUGCCAACCUGGCCAUAGCGGACAUCCUCAUAACCCUACUCAACACCCCCUUCACCUUGGUUCGUUUUGUUAUCAGCACCUGGGUGUUUGGAAAGGGUAUGUGCCACAUCAGUCGCUUCGUGCAGUACUGCUCCUUGCACGUGUCCACCCUCACCUUGACGGCUAUAGCUCUGGACAGACGGCAGGUAAUUCUGCACCCUCUGAGGCCUCGUAUUUCCACUUUCCGAGGCUUCAUCUAUAUUGCGCUGAUAUGGAUCAUGGGUGGCUCUUUCUCUUUACCUCACGGAGUUUAUCAGAAGCUUUUCACAUUCGUAUACAGCAAAGACAUCAUCCGCUCCCUCUGCGUGCCCGACUUCCCCGAGCCCUCUGACCUCUUCGGGCAGUACCUGGACCUGGCCACGUUCAUCCUGCUCUACGUCCUCCCUCUGCUCAUCAUCAGCGGCGCCUACCUAGCCGUGGCGCGCCGCCUGUGGCGCCCCAACGCCAUCGUGGGCGACGUGACCAGCGAGCAGUACUUCCUGCAGCGCCGCAAGCGCAAGCGCACCAUCAAGAUGCUGAUGGCGGUGGUGGCCGUCUUCGCCGUCUGCUGGUUCCCGCUCAACUGCUACGUGCUGCUGCUGUCCAGCCGCUCGGUGCGCUCCAACAACGCCCUUUACUUCUCCUUCCACUGGCUGGCCAUGAGCAGCACCUGCUACAACCCUUUCAUCUACUGCUGGCUCAACCACAGCUUCCGCGCCGAGCUCAAGCGGCUGAUGACCGCUGUGUGCCCCUGGAAGAGGAGGGUGGCCUCGUCGGGUGGCGAUGCUGCUGAGGAGCAGCAGCAGGUGCAGAGGCUGCUGCCACCUGUUGGCAAGGAGGAGAGUCAGCACCACCACCACCACCCUGGAGCGUGGCCUGAGAGGGAAGCGUUGGGUGGGGGUGGGGGUGGGGCGGCCGGACAAGGGGGUCAUCACCACCACCCUUCCUUCAAGAGCUCCACCCGCCAGUCGCUGUCGCUGUCGGGCACGGGCCGGACGGACAUUCUCGCGGUGGAGCCCAUCGUCGUGGUCGGGUGA
Messenger RNA from Engraulis encrasicolus (European anchovy), 1335 nucleotides. RefSeq names its product G-protein coupled receptor 83-like. Gene Ontology annotation, biological process: neuropeptide signaling pathway. Gene Ontology annotation, cellular component: plasma membrane. The record is from RefSeq and is a predicted model, not a curated record. Bases 1 to 1335 code for a protein of 444 amino acids. Gene Ontology annotation, molecular function: neuropeptide Y receptor activity. NCBI's taxonomy places the organism in Eukaryota, Metazoa, Chordata, Actinopteri, Clupeiformes, Engraulidae. The transcript is spliced from 5 exons.